GUUUCCGUAAAAUAUGCCAAUUAUGUUAGUUUUAGACGAUGCUCUUGACAGAAAUUUACGAAGAAACUGUGGUGCGCAGCGCAGGGUUGAUGUUGUGGAACACCCCCCGCGUAUGUCACAAAGUUACGAAUCACGUUGCACAGAAGGGAAAACAUUCCAUGCAGCGAGGAUUAAGGUCAUAGCUAGCUAGUCAUUUUAGACGACCAUCAUCUGGUGGUAUUUCAGUUGAUAUACAUCGAAGGUAGCACCAUGGUAUUUUUAACAUUCCCAUGUUUAAUUAGGAAUCGUGGUCCUGACAGAUUUUGGAAAGUACAAGAGCUCUUGAAGAAUGCUCGGCACUUUAGAGGCAGAAAGAACAGAUGUUACAGCUUGGCGGUGCGCGCUGUGAGAAGAGCCUUUGUUUAUGCCACUAAAAGCCGACAGGUGAAGAGGCGCAACAUGCGGACGCUGUGGAUCUCGAGAAUUGCUGCAGCCACACGUGAAUAUGGCUUGAAGUAUCCAAUUCUCAUUGAUAACCUGGUGAAGAGUAGUGUCCAGUUGAACAGGAAGGUUCUGAGCGACUUGGCGAUCAACGAGCCCCGGACCUUCCAGUCGCUUGCCAAGCUGGCACGGGCCCGGCAGCAGGAGGGGUUCCAUGCCGCCCUGGGGAAUGGGUCAGAACCGCCCGGCAUUCUGUCCCGUGUCGUUCUCCUUCAGUAAUUACUCCAUCCCGCCUCUCUUACAGCAUCUCCGGUCCACUGACGCAACACACCUUGAGCAUGCUCAGCUGAUCCUGAGGAGAGAUGUCACCUGGUCACACACACACACACACACACACACACACACACACACACACACAGAUUCCUGUUUAAAGGUUCCUAUCAGGUGAGCCUCGGCCUCCAAAUAGAACUCUCUCUCCCAGACCUGACCAGUUACUGAGGAGCAGAUGAGAACCACCCUCAGUGAAAACUUUCUUCUGGAAAGAAAGGAUGUGUGGGAUUUGUUUUUGUAUGAGACAAGAGCUUUUGAAAAAAGAGAAAGUUGACCUAUUGGCUCCUAUGUGUCAUGCCUUGUUUUUGUGUAAAUAUGUGGAAUUGCUGUACUGUGUAUUCUUGUCCAUAAAAGUGAAUAAAUCCUUUGUUAUCCUCA
Clupea harengus (Atlantic herring) is the source of this 1128-nucleotide messenger RNA. RefSeq names its product mitochondrial ribosomal protein L20 (gene mrpl20). Gene Ontology annotation, molecular function: rRNA binding; structural constituent of ribosome. Gene Ontology annotation, biological process: translation. Gene Ontology annotation, cellular component: ribosome. Lineage: Eukaryota; Metazoa; Chordata; Actinopteri; Clupeiformes; Clupeidae. The record is from RefSeq and is a predicted model, not a curated record.